CGUCACUUCCGCCGGACGGAGAAAACGGCUGCUCUGCUGUUGAUAUACGGAACCUUUACAUCGGGUGGUUCGUGGUUCCGGGAAGAAGGGAUUUACCGCUGUUUCGUUUGCAGGACUGUCCCGUCUGAGUAAUAAACAUGGCAGAUGUGGCACUGGAGGAACUGCGAAAACUUGAGUACCUUUCUUUGGUCUCGAAGGUUUGCACAGAGCUGGAUAACCAUUUGGGCAUUAAUGACAAAGAUUUAGCUGAAUUCAUCAUUGACCUCGCAGAGAAGUUUCCUUUCCAUGACACUUUUAAAUCUGCUCUGGAAAAGAAUGGUGCAGAAUUCACAGAUUCUCUUAUUAGUAAUUUACUGAGGUUGAUCCAGACAAUGAGAUGUUCAACAAAGCCAUCUACAAGUAAAGAAACUGUUAAGGUAAAAAACGAGAAAGAGAAGAUAAAGGAAUUAUUUCCAGCACUUUGCAGACCAGACAAUCCAAAUAAUCGAACCAUGCUUGACCCAGAAGAUCUGAAAGUGGCAGCAGAUACCUUGAAAGAACUUGAAGCUCUAAUGCCUAGUGCAAACCGUCAAGACAAAGAAAAAAGUAGUAAACACAAAACUAAAAAGAAAAGGAGCCGCAGCCGAGACAGAGGUCGGAAGAGUCGCAGUCGCAGCCGAGACAGAGGUCGGAAAAGUCGCAGUCGCAGCAGAGACCGAAGACGUAAAAGCCGCAGUCACAGUAGAGACAGAGGAAGAAAGAACCGGAGUUGCAGCCGAGACAGAGGUCAGAAAAGAAAGGAGAGAUCCCGCUCCAGAUCCAGAGACAGAAAACGAGUGAAGAGUCCACCCAGGUCAAAGAGUCGAAGCCCCACCAAGAGCCGGGAGCCAAAAUCUGAAAGGUUUAAUGAGCGUUGGAGGGAGAAACCUGUAGACAGACCGCCACCUGAGGAGCCAGCCAUUGGUGAUAUCUACAAUGGCAAAGUCACCAGCAUUAUGCAGUUUGGUUGUUUUGUUCAACUGGAAGGCCUAAGAAAACGUUGGGAAGGGUUGGUACACAUAUCCGAGCUGAGGAGGGAAGGUCGUGUGGCUAAUGUUGCUGAUGUAGUAAGCAAAGGUCAGAGAGUGAAAGUCAAGGUUCUUUCCUUCACUGGAUGCAAAACUAGCCUCAGUAUGAAGGACGUGGAUCAGGAUACAGGAGAAGACUUGAAUCCCAACAGACGGAGAAACUUUGUAGGUGAGACCAAUGACGAGGCUUUACUGAGGAAUCCAGACAGACCCAGUCAUCUUUCUUUAGUAAAUGCUCCUGAAGUAGAAGAUGAUACCUUGGAAAGAAAACGUCUCACCAAGAUUUCUGACCCAGAAAAGUGGGAAAUUAAACAGAUGAUUGCAGCCAAUGUCCUUUCCAAAGAGGAGUUUCCUGAUUUUGAUGAGGAGACUGGUAUCUUGCCCAAGGUGGAUGAUGAAGAAGAUGAGGAUCUGGAAAUUGAAUUGGUGGAAGAGGAGCCCCCUUUCCUCAGAGGACAUACGAAACAGAGCAUGGACAUGAGCCCUAUCAAAAUAGUGAAGAACCCUGAUGGUUCUCUUUCUCAAGCAGCUAUGAUGCAGAGUGCUUUAGCUAAAGAAAGAAGAGAAGUAAAACAAGCACAAAGGGAAGCUGAAAUGGACUCUAUCCCCAUGGGACUGAACAAACACUGGGUGGACCCCUUGCCUGAUGUUGAUGGUCGACAGAUUGCUGCUAACAUGAGGGGUAUUGGAAUGAUGCCGAAUGAUAUUCCAGAAUGGAAAAAGCAUGCAUUUGGUGGCAACAAGGCCUCCUAUGGAAAGAAGACUCAGAUGUCAAUUAUCGAACAGAGGGAGAGUCUCCCCAUUUACAAGCUGAAAGACCAGCUGGUGCAGGCUGUUCAUGACAACCAAAUACUGAUAGUAAUUGGAGAAACUGGCUCUGGAAAAACCACUCAAAUCACUCAGUAUCUAGCAGAAGCUGGCUACACGACGAGGGGUAAGAUCGGCUGUACCCAGCCCAGAAGAGUGGCUGCCAUGUCUGUUGCCAAAAGAGUGUCUGAGGAAUAUGGUUGCUGUUUGGGGCAGGAGGUGGGUUAUACAAUUCGAUUUGAAGAUUGCACAAGCCCAGAGACUGUCAUCAAAUACAUGACAGAUGGUAUGUUGCUGAGAGAGUGUCUUAUUGACCCAGAUUUGACCCAGUACGCCAUUAUUAUGCUUGACGAAGCUCACGAGAGGACCAUUCACACAGAUGUUCUGUUUGGACUUUUAAAAAAGACGGUGCAAAAACGUCCAGAUAUGAAACUUAUUGUUACGUCUGCAACACUAGAUGCCGUGAAGUUCUCCCAGUAUUUCUACGAAGCUCCAAUUUUCACCAUCCCUGGUCGAACAUACCCUGUAGAGAUUCUUUACACUAAGGAACCUGAGACGGACUACCUGGAUGCCAGCCUUAUCACAGUUAUGCAGAUACAUCUGACAGAGCCUCCAGGUGACAUCUUGGUUUUUCUGACUGGUCAGGAAGAAAUUGACACUGCUUGUGAAAUCCUGUAUGAAAGAAUGAAGUCUCUUGGUCCUGAUGUGCCUGAACUAAUCAUUCUUCCUGUGUAUUCUGCAUUGCCCAGUGAGAUGCAGACAAGAAUCUUCGAUCCAGCACCCCCAGGAAGCAGAAAGGUUGUCAUUGCAACCAAUAUUGCUGAGACCUCGCUAACCAUUGAUGGGAUCUACUAUGUGGUGGAUCCUGGCUUUGUAAAGCAGAAAGUUUACAACUCCAAAACUGGCAUUGAUCAGCUUGUCGUUACACCUAUCUCACAGGCACAAGCCAAACAACGUGCAGGCAGGGCAGGAAGAACAGGCCCUGGGAAGUGCUACAGACUUUACACUGAGCGAGCCUAUCGUGAUGAAAUGCUUACUACCAAUGUACCUGAGAUCCAGAGAACAAAUUUGGCUAGCACUGUGCUAUCACUUAAGGCUAUGGGGAUCAAUGAUUUGCUGUCUUUCGACUUUAUGGAUGCUCCACCAAUGGAAACUCUCAUCACAGCUAUGGAACAGUUAUAUACACUUGGAGCACUAGAUGACGAAGGCCUGCUUACACGUCUAGGGCGAAGAAUGGCAGAGUUUCCCCUGGAGCCCAUGCUGUGUAAGAUGCUGAUCAUGUCUGUACAUCUUGGCUGCAGUGAAGAGAUGCUGACCAUUGUGUCUAUGCUCUCUGUUCAGAAUGUGUUCUACAGACCUAAGGACAAACAAGCACUUGCAGACCAGAAGAAGGCAAAGUUUCACCAGACAGAAGGAGACCACCUGACAUUGCUGGCUGUGUACAACUCUUGGAAGAACAACAAGUUUUCCAACCCAUGGUGCUACGAGAACUUUAUUCAAGCUCGUUCACUGAGGCGUGCUCAAGAUAUUCGCAAACAGAUGUUGGGCAUAAUGGACAGACAUAAACUGGAUGUCGUGUCCUGUGGUAAAGCGACAGUAAGAGUGCAGAAAGCUAUAUGCAGUGGUUUCUUCCGAAAUGCGGCCAAGAAGGACCCUCAGGAAGGCUAUAGGACUCUCAUAGACCAGCAAGUGGUCUAUAUUCACCCAUCCAGUGCUCUAUUCAACAGACAGCCAGAGUGGGUUGUAUACCACGAGCUUGUCUUAACCACCAAGGAAUACAUGCGGGAAGUGACCACUAUAGACCCCCGAUGGCUAGUGGAGUUUGCUCCAGCGUUCUUCAAAGUCUCUGACCCGACCAAGCUCAGCAAACAGAAGAAACAGCAGCGGCUGGAGCCCCUUUACAAUCGCUAUGAGGAGCCCAAUGCCUGGAGAAUUUCCCGCGCCUUUAGACGGCGGUGAUGUGUUUUCAGGCAGAGACUGUACACCUGCAAUCGUCCAUAAAUAUUGUCUCAUUCAAACUCUGAUAAUUCCUUUCAAGACAACUAUGCUCAGAUGCCUCUAUAUGCUUCCCCAGCCAGAUCCAAUAAAUGUUACCAGGUACAGGUCUGCCACAAGACCACCUGAGUUGAUUUCCUUACUCGUGUAGAAAGUGGGGCCACACACUGUUUUAUGUAAACCAUGGUAGUAAUAAUCUGCAAACUUCAGCUCAAUCUCCUCCUAGACUUAAACCCUAGCCAGGUGACGUGUUCUACCAGCCAAUGAUGUUAUCAGUUCCUAAGGACACAUCGGGCACCCGCACAGCUUUCUGGGUUGCUGGCACCAUUUUUCUGUGGUGUUUCACAUACAUAUAGUGGCCCGUUAAAAAAAAAAAAAAAAAAAAAAAGAUAAAAAAUAAUGCAGUGCACAGGAAUGCACAAAAAGCUGCACACACUCGGGUGCACCUCUUGUUGUGAAUGAACCCUUAGAGUGGUGUGCUCCGAGAUUGUGUACAAUUCUAAAGAGUUCCUUGACUGGAAAUAGGUUGAGAAACACUGGAUUACAUAAACGGUGUGCGCCCUUGCUUUCUACACUUUAAAUCUGAUAAUUCCUGUUCUAAAAGUUACUUCCUAACCUUGAGGUUUGACUACAGGCAUGGUUUUAAAAGAAUGGUUCCUUCCUCUCCAACAUUGGGGUGUACAAUAUUAGGACACAAUGGGAUGCAAAGGAUAGCCAUGAUGAAUGUUUAUCUUCUAGUCCUCCAUAAUUUCAGAUCACUAUUGGAACAAGUGGACUGAGUUCUGAACAUUUGCAUUUUUAUGGGGUACGAGAACAGCAGAUGCUGCCAAUGUACAGCUGGAUUUUCUAUCCCACCUUUGCAACAUGUGAAUAGAAUUUAUUAUAGAAAUCGGCUGUGCUCCAUCCUAUUGGAAUUAUUUAUUUUUUGGUGUUACUGAGACAGGGUCUCCAUUUCUUCCUGAUUUUGAUUGGCUACCACAGCUACUUGCCUUAUUUCCAUGUUGUCAUGGUUCAUCAAAAACAAAGGAAUGACAAAAUACAGUGGGGUGCCGUCUAUCAUUUGCCCAUCAGAAAUGCCCGUCAAGGUUUGCCCAAUUUUUAAGGAUCGGGUUGGUGAGAGACGAUGGAAGAGGAUUGCAGCAGGAAAUGUAUACUUUAUUUUAGGCUAGAAAACGUGGAGGAAAAAAAAAAAAAAAAUACAUCAACAUGAUUUAAUAUGAAUGAUUCCUAGGAGUCUAAUGUUAAUUGACAUUCAUGUUUAACUUGGUUCUUUUAUAUGUUGAUAAUACUGUUGAGGUGUUGCGUGACAAUUUUCCUACGGGAUACAUUUUAUUUGUAUUAUAAACCUGCUUUUUUAAUAUUU
Rana temporaria (common frog) is the source of this 5211-nucleotide messenger RNA. It is a transcript of the gene DHX8, whose product is annotated as DEAH-box helicase 8. The transcript has 24 exons. Gene Ontology annotation, molecular function: RNA binding; RNA helicase activity; ATP binding. Gene Ontology annotation, biological process: mRNA splicing, via spliceosome; spliceosomal complex disassembly. Gene Ontology annotation, cellular component: intracellular anatomical structure; catalytic step 2 spliceosome. The record is from RefSeq and is a predicted model, not a curated record. NCBI's taxonomy places the organism in Eukaryota, Metazoa, Chordata, Amphibia, Anura, Ranidae. Bases 138 to 3812 code for a protein of 1224 amino acids.